ACGUGCUCCUGCCUGUAAAUAAACUUCGAAUGUAAACAAACGGGAGAGGAAACCUUUGGUGUAAGAUGAUACCGGCCACUCUUCUUCAUUUCUCCUUUUUCUUCUUCUUCCGUUGGUGAGAGAGAUGGACAAGGCUUCCAAGGCGAUCCGCAGGUCGGGCGUGCGCCUGAAGAGCAUGUCCGGCGGGCAUGGGGCGCUGCAGAUGGUGAUCUCACAGCUGGGUGAAGUCAGGACUUCACUCAAGGCAUUUACCCAGGCACAAGCAACAGCCUCCGAAGACACUAUGCGCUGGGCUGCAGCACAUGAGAACAGGGCCAUUGCAGAAACAUUCAGCCACCUUGCCGAACUGUCCCUUGUGUGGACAGAUGUGCAGAGGGACUUUGCGGAACGCCUGAAGGAAUAUCGAUCGCAGUACGAGCUCGUCCUAGAAGGGGAGAAGCACGUAACGCUUGCUAGAGAGACCUUGGCCAGCCGGGAACAGCGAGAGGCCAAACUCCGCAAGGAAUUGAAGAAGGCAGGCAAGAAGGCUCCGGCAGAGGAAAUUCGGCUCUUGAGGGAAAAGUUGAGUCAGGCGGAGAGAUCAAGGGAUCUUUCGCAUCUGGAAGUGGUGGAGCGUGUAGCAGAGAAUGAGGCAGUGAAGAUGAUCCGAGUGAAGGAGGGUUUGCUCAAGGUAGGAGCAGCAUACUGUGAACUCGCACAAAAGUGUCUUAUGAUCUUCACUGCACAUAUGAAUGUUGCAUCAGAGUUGCCAGAUGUGCAUGACCGAGACCUCCAUGACGUUAAAUAUACAGGUGCAGGAGCCGCCAAAAAGUUUGUUCAGCAGGCCAAAGAACAGGUCCGUGCAUAUAGGCAAGACAGUCUCUCUCACAAACCUCCUUUGCCAGAAGACCCUCCUCCUCCAUAUACUCCUUCAGUGGAACACUUGAAUGACCUUUCUGCCAUCACUAAUCACAAUGGAACAAAUGACUCUUCCGGAUUCAAUUUGAACAACUCGUCACUGAACCCAUCUGCCCCAAGAGCCUCCCUCUCGUCUCUGAGCCCACCCAAGCCGGAGCCCCGAAGUGGUGGUCACGGCAAAAGGAACCAACCCACUGGACCAGGUGCCUCCAAUGCCAACUUUGAUGCUCCACCACAGUAUCCUGCUGCAGGCCAUGCAUACCCUGACCUCCAAGACUUCCCUGCAAUCGACAUCCCUAACUCUCCCUCCCAUAUGAAUCCUCAGCCUCCCACUGCACCAGUCCAUCCCACUUCUCCACACUCCACCAGUGCCCCCAACUUGGCCAAUGAUACCCCAACACACCACGGAGUAAAGUACCCUCCCCUCAAUGUUGGCGACAACUCAAGUUAUAAUGACACUUGCUACCAACCUGACACAUCUUCUUCAAGCCCAAACCUCUCCUCCCAUCGACAUUCAAGCAUGACCAGCCCAGAGAACUCUAAUCCUUUCAACCCCUACUAUGACUGGCUGCCAGACAGGAAUGGAAAGAAGAAAAAGGAAGAGGAGGACACUUCAGGCUUCCAAACAUCUACUCCUCGAAACACAAGUAAUGCCGAGGAGGGGCAAGAGAACCAGGAGUCCAGACCUAAUCCUCCAUCAGUUCGACCAAGAACAGGUAGAAACCCUUUCCUCGAAGAUUAUUCUGAUGAUGAUGAUAUUAAUGACUGUGACCAGGGAGAGGAGAGUUUAUCAGGUGCCUUAAGAAAGUCAUCUAUUAGAUAAGUCUGGAGUAUUUGUCACUGGAGAAGUAGACAUACUAUAGGCAACUGAAAGGAUAAAGCUGAGUAGAUGAAUUUGAUUAAGAAAAAUCUAGUAACGUCAGUAUGGAUAAGAGUGAUAGGGAAGGUAAUCCCCUCAUAAUAUGUCUUUAUUUGUGAUAAACUCAUUCAUUCAGAUAAUAGGAGAAAUAAUUGUAUCAUCUUUUGGUUAUGUAUACAGUACAUACUUAUGUCAUUUAAACCAUUUUGUAGAAGUCAAAAGAAUGAUAUACACAGUUGUUUUAUAGCACAAUAUGGAUAUCUAUUCAGAUCUGAAAUUAUGAUUUCUUAUUUGAAAGAGGUCUUGUUAUUUAUGGUUUCUCUAAAAGUGUCUUACAAAUAUUGUAUCCCUUGAUAUUUGUGCCUAGUUGCCAGCUAUUCCCAAGUAUCAUAAGUAUCACAAAAAGUAAGCAUAAGAUGGUAAUGAACAAAUUGAUGGUUGACUCUAGAGUAAGGAAAGUAAAUGUAGUGGUAUGAACACUUAAUGUACAAUAACAAGGACAUUGGGUAUUGUCCUGUUUUUUUUCAACAGUGCACAGAUCUAGAGCACAAUAGGUAAUACAUUGAGCACAAUACUCUGUUAUAUGUUCCAGCGUUAUCUAAUCCAAAAUAUAAAGCUUUUAAAGUUGCUUUUAUGGGCAUAGAUAGACAUUCACUGCCAUGUAAUUUCUAUGAUAAACAAUGCCCAGUGGCUGCUGACUCUGCUACUUAGCUAUGCAUUGAUCUCCACUCUCAGGUACAAGAUUUUGUCAUCCCUGGCAUGUCAGGUCCUGUAGCUGUAGGAAUUGACCCCCCCCCCCCCCAGGUGCUACUAUGUGUCAAGUCAUUAAUUUUGUACCUAUUGUGAAAUGACUUGCUGAUCUAUGUUUUUAUUUUCUUAAUGAAUGAUUCAUUUUUUUCUUAUUGAGAAUGAGAGGACAGACACAUUUGAAAAUAUGAUAUGCUUCUCUUUUGCUUUAAUGUUAGCUUUGCUGUUAUCUACAGUUGAUCCUUUUAUUAGUUUCUUUAUUUUUCUAUUGUAUGAGGCUUAAAAGUGAUCACCUUUGUGUAGGCAGGCAUGGUGUCUAAAUGGUUAAAGUGCUCGCCUCGUGACGCCCUCAUGAGGACCCCUAGUUAAUGAGAAGACGACUACCCUCAGGCAACCCAGCUGCCAAGAAAGAACAAGGUGGCUACAGUGGGGUGUUGACUGAAGACAGGUGUUAUACAAGUUCAAUCCUUAGUGAGCAGAGAUAGUGGUACAUAAAUCAUUCUGCCUCAAAUUUUGAAAUUUGUUUCUAGAUCUGCAUUUUUUCUCUUGUGUUUUUUCCUAACCUUUGUACUUCUGUUGAUAUAGUUUAGUUCUUGUCUGGACCUGCAGUGUCUGUUGCUAUAAGCCCAGUGGUGUGAAUUAUUGAUGAUUAUCAAUUAAGACAAAGGGCUUCAUAUAUAUCCUGUUUGCAUGUUUUAUUUUGUGACCUUUCCUGAAGGGUGAGUGAUAGGAAUGUUCUUAUUUUCAGUGUUUUCUUACAGUUCCCAAACAAUGCAAUUUUUUUAAUGGAAGUAAUUGAUAAUAUGGUUUUUGUAAUAAGUUAUAUUUUAUUUUAUUCAGCAUCAGUUUAAAAUUCAGUAGCACAUACAAAACCGAGAUUAAGCAGUUUAACAUAAAAGAGGCAAAAGUAAAAUGUUUACAUUUCUCUGCUCUUUUUUUAUGUUGACUUUACAUGCAUUUAUUCAUAUUACAAAUCAUUAUGUAAUCUGUACAUGGAAACUGUUAUGUUGUUCCCCAUAUGCCUCUGGCUAUGUUCAAGUGCUUUAAAAAAAAAGAUAAAAGAUAUUUUAGUGCUAAUAAAACAAUUGAGAUAAUUUUCUCAACAUUUCAUAGACUUGUGCCAAUUGCACUCAGUUAAGACUUAGAGAUCUGAGUAGUUUCAGAAGGAGAAAUGGGCUGUGAAAUUUUCUUGUUCAUUGCUUUACUGUCGGGUAAUAUUUUAGGAGGAGAGAAUCAGACAAAAUAGAUGUAGAUACUUCUAACUUGCAGUCUAGAUGAAGAAAUUGUAUGGUGUUUAGUGGAAGUCAGGUUAUUAUCACUUGUUCUUUCUUUCUUUUUUACUUUUUUUUUCUUUUUUACAUCUUACUUUAUUCUGAUGAUCUUUUCCUCUUUUUCUACUUCAUUUCUUCAUCUUCCUAUUGUUUAUAUCUAACUAUAUCCUCUGCAAUUUAUUUUCUCUUUCUCUUUCUAUUAUACUUCUACUCUAGAUUUUUUCACUUUUCUCUUUGUCCUUUUAGCUAUUUAACAAGACAAAACUGUGUCUAAAUUUAUUUGCUUUGAUAAUGUGAAACUAGUUUGAAGUAUAUUUUGUCUUUCAUUUUAUAAAGAUUCGAACUGCAUGUUCAGACCUAUAUGCAGUAAGCAUUAUUAAUGAUUGUUAUUUGUAUUCUGCUGGACAGUAACAUAUAAGUGAUCUGAAAUUAGCUUUUAUUUUAAUCGCAUUUACAUUUAAAAACAUAUUUGUAGCAUUGUAACUGCCCUUAGUUGCCACAUGCUUGGAACUUAAUGGAAUUGUCAUAUUUUAAGAUGUCUUUGUAUAUCAGAGAGCAAAGAAUGUAAAUAUUAAAAAAGGAAAAAAAUCUUUGGCUAUGAUACUCAUAAGACAACAUACUACAUACAACUAAAUAUUAAGCUUCAUUUCCUAUAUUAUUGCAUUAUUUCUAAUGUAUUAGUAAUCAAAACAAAAUAUUAACUAUAAUUUUUAAUUUUAGCUUAAAGCACUAACGAGAAAUGUUACUUAUUGCUACAAUAUGAAGUAAUAUUUUUAGAUGUAAGCAUUACUCAUUUUCUGUUCAAGAACAUGUUUGCUCUUUCUCACACACUUUGUGAAACUCAUUUUAUACAAAGACCUUUUGUGUUCAUUAUAAUACUAACUAAGCUAGGUACAGAAAAUUACCAUAGCACACUACUGAUUAAUCAAACUCCGAUUUUUCCUUUGAUCUGUUCUUCAAAGGUAUAAGUGAUGUCUUCCUCUGAUUCAUGUUCCUCUUCAGUGUCUUGUUAUUGAGGAUUAUUGUAUUGAUGCCCCACGUUUUGCAUGUUUCUUGAUUUGUUUUGGUUGCAUGUGUUUGUGAUGUGCAAGAGAGUAAUUCCAGACUGGCACAUUUUGGCAUAAACCUGAUUGAUUAUUUUGUGAAUUUUUAAAGUAAUUAUUAGUGAUGAGAGGAAUAUAACUUUUUCUUUUCUUUUCAGCAAGGAUUUAUUUUCAUUAUGAUUUUGAAGUAAAAUCAUUUCCAUUUCUGUAGGUGAUUUUCCUGGAUACAAAUUUAUAAUGUAAUAUUUAUACACAUAAUUGAAAGGAAAAAAAUCAAUAGUUUAAGAAGUUUGAGUAAUAUACUAAAUUAGGUAGAUGUGUUACUUAUUUGUAAGUAAUAUAAAUAUGUAUAUAAUAAUCAUGUUAGCAUAUCAUUUUGAUGCAAAAAUAAUGUUUAGAAUUGUUAUCACAUUAAUUAACUGAUGUAAGCAUUGCAUCUAAUAAUACAGUGUUAUUUUUGAAGGUUACAUUUCAGAAAUCAGUGCUGUAUAUACCUUUUUUUAUGCAACCAUACAUUUUUUUUUUUUUUUUAUCGUCCUAGACAUAUCAGUCAGAAAUUAUAACUAAUAUAAAGUAGGAUUUUGACAAUUCUUAAAAACAAAAUCAGCUACAUCCAGGGCAAGAGACAUCAUUUGUAAGAAAAUGACAAUCUUUAGGAGCUUGUGCCAAAAAGUAACAGUAUUCAAGGAUGUCAGUAUAUUCAGGUUUGCUUGAGAAGUGAAUAAAAAUGUUCAAGAAUGUUUAUAAAUGUUUUGAGGAAUGUUUUUUACUCUUACUAUACAUAAAUGAAUGAUUCUUUGGUAUGACAAAGAGGCCUAAAUAUUAUUAGGUAUUUACUUGGAACAAUAAUAAUGUAACAUGACUGGGUAUGUGUUAUUUCAUAUAAUUAUGUCUUUCAUAGUCUUCACUUUUGUGUACAGUCUGUGAAGUAUUAUAUGUGCAGUCAUGUGCAAGUGAUGUUGAAAUUUGAGUAGCAAAUGCUCACACAAAUGUGAUAAAAUAAAAAUCAGGUCACAGUAAGAGCAAAAAAUUAGAAGAGUAAAUCUUCAGACUGUGUCUCUUACUUUUUAUAUUCUUACGUAGCAGGUACAACAGCUCAUAAUGAUGCCUUGAGUGCUCUGAGGCUGCUGUUGUGAAAUUAAAUAUUUGCAUAUGAUUUCAGAGAAAAGAGAUAACUGUAUAAAUUGUCUUUAGAUUAUUUCCAUGUAGCCUCUAAGAAUCAUUACAAUUUUUAUUCAUGUAUAGUAUACACAUGUAAAAUACCUGAAUGCUUAAUUACAGGCCAAGAGAAAAGAAAGAAUGAAUCUUCUUAACCUUUAUUCUGAAUGGGUUUUCUAUACAUUAAAAGGAAUAUAUCCAUAUUUUUUUUUGCAAUCAGAAUAAUUUUUCCCUUUAAAAAUCUUGAAACCGCUGUAUAUAAAAAUUAAAUUAAUCCAAUUACAUUGGGUCCCAGACCCUUGGUAAAUGGAUAGAGAUAUAUAGCCAGAAGACAUAAAAAAGGGGUUUCCUUUACCUUGGGUUACAAAAGUAGCAUAAACCUUUCUGUCAACAAUACUUCACUUCUGUUAUCUAAAAUAGAGAUGUUUACAAAAUAAAAUUAUGUCCCUGACAGCAGAUAAUAUAAUCUCAAACACAUACCAUACAUAUGAGAUGAAAUUGUAGGUGUCAAUAUCUCUUGAUACCACCAGUCUAGAUGGU
Penaeus vannamei (Pacific white shrimp) is the source of this 6515-nucleotide messenger RNA. RefSeq lists its product as uncharacterized. Lineage: Eukaryota; Metazoa; Arthropoda; Malacostraca; Decapoda; Penaeidae. The record is from RefSeq and is a predicted model, not a curated record.